AUGCAGCUCGUUUACGCUUUCGUGGAGCUCGACCGAGAAAACGACGGCAUGCGCAUCGUCCAUGGCUCCAACUACUACCGCGAAUUAAUCGCCUUGUUGCUUCGGAAGUUCCCCGAGUUCCGGCACUCGCAGCCGGCCGUCAAGUCGAAGCUCAUCCGCAUGAAGAACAAAUACUACCGGUUACAGAACCGGCUGGACCGGUCAGCCGUCUGCCGUCCAGCAGCAGCACCAGCAGUACCGAAGCGAGAGAGAGGACGAGGCGACUCAAGUGAAGACGAUUUGAACCCACUUGACGGUUCUCUCGACGACGCUGAAGCGUAUUCGUUUCCGGCUCUCCCAACCCUGCCCACUGCAGCAAACGCGAGAACACUGCAGUAUCCUUCCCCAGCUCUCUCAACCCUGCCCACUGUAGCAGUUACGGAAGCACAGCAGUAUGUCUCUCCCCCUCCCCGAUUUGCCCGAGAGGUUUCCGCACUGUACACCCCGACUGCAGCUGCUGCGUUGCCACUUAAAGCCGGAGCUGCAUCAGCACCUGGGGCGACUGGGGCGUCAGCAGCUGUUGGGCAAGCUGUUGCUGCAGCGACUGCUGCUGGGGCAUUGGCAUUGGCAGUGCUCGACGACAGGCUGACGUCACCUGCUUCGGCCGGAGGUGAUCAGCUGACGUCACCAGCUUCUGCUGAGGAUGAUAGGCUGGCGUCCCCGCCUUCUGCUCGAGAUGGCAUGCGAAUGUCUCCCCCCAUUACCAGAGGGGGGAGGAGGAUGGCAGCAGGGUUGGGACCCACAGGGUGGAGGAGGGGCAGGUGGGGAUCAGGGUGGCGAGAGAGAGAGGGGUUUGCAGUCAAUCCCGGGGUGCGUUCGCACUUGAGUGCACGUCGCACGGCCGGCAGGACAGGCCUGAUCGCUGCUGAAGGGCUGGGUGAUGUGAUGGACGAGGCGGUUGAGAAUGCGUUUGCGGAUUUCGAGGGGCUUACUCAGGAGUGGGUGGAGAGAGCGUGUGGUGAGUUUGAGGGGAUGGUGGCUGAUAUGGCAGAGAGGGCGUGCUUGCAGUUCAGGAGUGCUGCGAGGGAGUUUUCUGAGUCGUGGAAAGCCGGGCAGGAUUUCAAGAGGCGGAGGAGAUUUUGA
Molecule: messenger RNA, 1122 nt
Organism: Closterium sp. Naga37s-1
Lineage: Eukaryota; Viridiplantae; Streptophyta; Zygnematophyceae; Desmidiales; Closteriaceae
Source: the annotation of a GenBank genome assembly